Molecule: messenger RNA, 2175 nt
Organism: Menidia menidia (Atlantic silverside)
Lineage: Eukaryota; Metazoa; Chordata; Actinopteri; Atheriniformes; Atherinopsidae
Source: the annotation of a GenBank genome assembly
AUGUCCAAAGAGGACGUCUGCAAAGUGACUCCCGGCAAACACAAGGAGCGCAAGCCCAAGAAGCCCCACUACAUCCCCCGGCCGUGGGGCAAGCCCUAUAACUACAAAUGCUUCCAGUGUCCCUUCACCUGCAUGGAGAAGUCCCACCUGUACAACCACAUGAAGUACAGCCUCUGCAAGAACUCCCUGUCUCUGCUCAUAGAGUCGGACUGGCCGUACAAGAAAGGCAACGUCCUGCACCCGGAUCACCUCCGGCCCGUCCAGCCGCCGCACGGCCUUCACGCCGCCGGGAAAGAGGACGCAGAGCAGGGGGUCUGCGCCGAGGAGAAGCCCGGCCGGCGGAGGUCCGUGGAGGGGGAGGGGGAGAGCAGGGAGAUACCAGGACCGGAGGGUGAUGAGGAGGAGGGAGGGCGAGGAGACCCGGUGGAGACCACUGCCCCGACCAAAGGAGCUUCCAGUACCGGCAACCAAGAGGGCACAGAGGGUGUUGUUAAGACCAGUAAACAGCCCGAGUCAGAGUUUCUGAUGGCCAACAUGCUUUCCCUGGAAGAUCAGCUGCUACGGGCCCGCUCUGUAGAAGUAGAGGCCCAGCUGAGACACUACAAGCUGUCAAAGGCCUGUCUCACCGCUCCCGGGCUCCUGACCGACCAGUGGCGGCUGCUGGCCUCCGGCCAGGCGAAGGCCAAAUCCGAGGGCUCUCAGUCUCGAGUGAGUGGCUCAAUCCCUUGUUAUCCUCCCCCAAACCUGGUAGACUACCAGGAUCCCACUGGACUCAACCUGUCAGUGCUGGGAGUGGGCUACCCCAUCAGUCCCGGGCUGCUGUCCUACAUGAACUCGGCGGUGCCGGCCGCGGCGUCCACUGUGUCGGCGCAGACCCACUCCCAGCUGACCCACUCCCAGCUGGCCCAGAUCCCCUUCCUGGCAUCGGCCGCUCAGCUCAUGCAACCGGCCUCCAGCUCCCACCCGGACAGAUCUCUCAUAUCCCCCCGUCUCUACUACCCGUUCCUGUGCGAGCACACGUUUGGACUGUCCUCGGGUCAGAGCGAGGCCGGCAAGUCUCACAAGAGCCCCACAAACAGUCUGGAUGCGAGUCUUUUGUCCAACUUCCAGCCCAAAGUGAAUCUGUGGAAAGUGCCUGCUCUGCGCCCCGGACACUCUUUAGCUCCCGGCGGCUGGGUGUCGCCUCAGGGAGACCCUCCUGACCAGGGCUACAGGCUGGGGGAUAAAAUACCGUCUGCGGGCAAGGACGGCAGUGGAAGCUGGGGCGUCAAAAGGAGCGGAGCUGCACUGAGAGCUCACGAGGAGCCCGCAGAGAAGAGGCCCGGUAUGGCCUUCACUCUGGACCUUCUGAAGAAUUUUCAGGCUGCAUCAUCUGAGAAACUCUUCCAAAGCAGCCCAAAGGACGCUCGGUGCCAGACCAGGCUGACUGACCAGUGGCACAGCGACCCUGUGGUCAGUCCCGACGGCGACCUGCCCUCUCUGCCCGCCGGCGUGGGAACCAACUGUCAGUACGCGUCCACGGCCAGGUCGGCGGAGGAGGGAGCCCCUGAAUCGGUGGCGGCCCUCCUCAGCGAUCUGUCCAAAGCUCUGCACGACUACCAGGAGGCCGAGCGCAAAAUCUCUCACCUGGAGAGGGAGGACCUUCCGGCCCAGCGACACCUGUGGGAGCACCUGGGCAAAAUCCGCAGCGAGCUGUCCCACAUCCACCAGGCGCUGGAGCGGACGGCCGGCCAGAGCGACGGACCUCUGGACCUGUCGGUCAAGAGGGACUCGACCGACCCGCCGGGCGAGCAGAGCAGCAGAGAGGAGGACGGCCUCAGAGGCAACGCCACAGAGACGGAGGAGGAGGACGAGGAGCUGGAGGAGAAAAAGGAUGAGGAUGAAGAGGAGAGCGAGAGAAAGCUGAUGAGGGACUCACUGGAGAGUCGCAAACAGUCCCUGGACAUGCUGAUCAAGAUGAGUCAGGCCUCGGUGGUCAACACGGAGGUUCUCCCGGCAGGUGGUCUCGGCCUGAGGCCAGCGGAGGCCCUGUGGGCCAGCAGAACUACUAAGUGCGAGGCAGAUUCCAGCGUCCUGCUCUGCCCAGAUGGCCGGUCAGUAGUUUUCACCGAUAUCCCCUCGUCUGCCAAACCUCCAAAGAGACCCCCGUCCAUCCAGCGACUGGAGGCCCAAUGA